Messenger RNA from Epithele typhae, 1581 nucleotides. RefSeq names its product malate synthase. NCBI's taxonomy places the organism in Eukaryota, Fungi, Basidiomycota, Agaricomycetes, Polyporales, Epitheliaceae. Gene Ontology annotation, biological process: glyoxylate cycle. The transcript is spliced from 7 exons. Gene Ontology annotation, molecular function: malate synthase activity. The record is from RefSeq and is a predicted model, not a curated record. The coding region runs from base 1 to 1581 and encodes 526 amino acids. Gene Ontology annotation, cellular component: peroxisomal matrix; cytoplasm.
AUGGUCCAGGGCGUCAUCAUCCACUCCACCCAGGCGCAGGACGCACAGGCACGCGUGCUCACCGAGGACGCGCUCAAGUUCAUCGCUGCCCUCCACCGCACCUUCGAGUCGACCCGCCAGUCGCUCCUCAUCGCCCGCGAGGCUGCCCAGCAGCGCCUUGAUGCCGGUCAGCCCCUCGACUUCCCUCCCGAGACUGCACACAUCCGCGCGGACCCUUCGUGGAUCUGUGCACCGCCCGCGCCGGGUCUCGAGGACCGCCGCGUCGAGAUCACUGGCCCGACGGACAGGAAGAUGGUCAUCAACGCGCUGAACAGCGGCACGAAGACGUUCAUGGCUGACUUUGAAGACGCGAGCUCCCCGACGUUCGCCAACAUGAUCAACGGCCAGGUCAACCUCUACGACGCCAUUCGGCGCCAGAUCGACUUUGAGUCUGGCGGAAAGGCGUACAAGCUCUCGCAGAACCCCGCGGUGCUUAUCGUCCGUCCUCGUGGCUGGCACUUGGACGAACCCCGCGUGACCGUCGACAACGCCCCUGUCUCCGGCUCGCUCUUCGACUUCGGCAUGUACUUCUUCCACAACGCCAAGGAGCUCGUCCAGCGCGGCAGCGGCCCCUACUUCUACCUCCCGAAGAUGGAGCACUACCGCGAGGCGCGGCUCUGGAAUGAUGUCUUCAACUUCGCGCAGUCGUACAUCGGCAUGCCGCACGGCACCAUUCGCGGGACCGUCCUGAUCGAGACGCUCCCCGCCGCCCUCCAAAUGGAGGAGAUCCUGUUCGAGCUCCGGACGCACUCCUCGGGUCUCAACUGUGGUCGCUGGGACUACAUCUUCAGCUUCAUCAAGCGCCGUCGUGCCGACCGCAGCGCCGUGCUGCCCGACCGGAAGGACGUGACCAUGGAGGUCGGUUUUAUGGAUUCCUACGUCCGUCUCCUCGUCCAGACUUGUCACAGGCGGAGAGUUGCUGCCAUGGGUGGUAUGUCGGCGCAGAUCCCCAUCAAGAACGACCCUAAGGCAAACGAAAUCGCCAUGGAAAAAGUUCGCGCAGACAAGCUUCGGGAGGUCAUGAACGGCCACGACGGUACUUGGAUCGCACACCCCCUCAUUAACGCGAUCGCGAUGGAGAUCUUCAACAAGCAUAUGCUUGGUCCCAACCAGUACCACGUUCGCCGGGAGGAGGUCAAGGUUGCCGCUGCCGACCUUUUGAACACCAACGUUCCCGGCAAGAUUACUGUCGAGGGCGUGCGCUCGAACGUCGCAACCGCUCUGGGGUAUAGCGCAGCAUGGCUUGCCGGAAACGGCUGCAUUCCUCUCAACUGGCUCAUGGAGGACGCGGCCACCGCGGAGAUCACUCGCGUCCAGCUCUGGCAGUGGGUGAAGUGGGGGAUGCGCACGAACGACACCGGCGCCAUCGCGCCCACACUGAAGAGCGCGGUGCUGACGGCGGAGAACUUGGACAUCGUGAGCAAGUACCUGAAGGCGCAGGUCCGCAAGGAGUGGCCGAGCGAGUUCUUGACGAGCGAUCUGAUGGGUUACCUUGCGGUAAAAGAUGGAUGCCCCGCGGGGUGGCAGCGCAGCGUGCUGUAG